AUGAUUGAGAUGCUAGAUGCUGCUACUGAGGAUGCUCUAGAACGUGGUAGCUGGAGUGAUUCUCUUUCCUUAUUGCCCUCAUCUUUUACACCUCAAGAUGCAUCUAAAAUGUUGUUCCUCUGUCAAUCUGUACAAUUGGCUCUUAAGUCUAACAAAGCACAUAUAUUUGGGGACUUCUAUGUAUUGAGCAGCAGCUUUAUGAAGGACAUUUGCAAUUGUCCGGUGAAAGAAUUAGAGACAUUAGCUGUUUCAAGGUCUUUGGGCACUGUAAAACCUGGUGAUUUACCAAUAGCCAAUGAAGUAAAAGCAGGGUAUGAUUCAAGCAGGUUGAGUGUGUCCAGUGAAAUGGCAAGUGACAGUGGCUCCAACAAGCAUGCUGAUAAAGGGCCAAAGAAGAAAAAGGGGAAAGCCACUGGAAAUGCAUUAGCAAAUCAAUCUGAAAGUGGUGCUGAUAACCAAGAGCAUACUUCUACCAAAUCUAAGAAAAGCCAGAGAAAGGGUAAGGAUACAUCUUCACAAACAUCAGAUUCAAAGCAAGGCUCUAGGAAAGAAUCACUUAAAAUGAAAGAGGAUAAUCUCAGUAGUCCCUCAGAAGAAUGGAUCAUGGAGAAGAUUACAGCCUUGGUUCCUGAUUUUGAAGAACAAGGUAUUGAUGAUCCUGAAACAAUUCUUAGGCCUUUGGCUAACAAGUUAAGGCCCACAAUAAUCAAUACUUGGAUGGAGAAAAGGAAGACAUUGUUUAAAGACAAUGCAGAAAGAAUGAAACAAUUGCUUGAUAAUUUGCAGAAAAAACUCGAUGAGUCUUUCUUAAACAUGCAACUGUAUGAAAAAGCCUUAGAAUUGUUUGAAGAUGAUCAAUCAAUUUCUGUUGUUUUGCAUAGGCAUUUACUAAGGACAGUAGCAGCUCCUAUGGUUGACAUGCUUCUUCAUGACUUGGAUGAGCAGAACAAAUUAAAGAACGGAGUAGAAGUGCAGGAAUCUCCAAAUUCUGAGUCUAUUUCGUUUAGUCCUGGAGAUAGAGCUGCAAUUUCCAAGAGUUUUCCAGGAGCUCUUUCAAAUAAGGCUCUUGCUGUUGUAGAAGCAUUGGAAGGAAAGAGGGUGGAAACAUUCAUGUCUUCAUUCAGAGCUGUGACAGAAGAGAGCGGGCUGCCUUUGAAAAAGCUAGACAAGAAACUAGAAAGGACACUUCUACAUUCAUAUCGUAAGGAAUUGACAUUUCAAGUUUCGGCUGAGACUGACCCUGUAUCACUUCUGCCGAAAGUCGUGUCUUUACUCUAUGUCCAGGUUUACCAUAAAGCUCUACAAGCCCCUGGAAGGGCCAUUUCUGUUGCUAUUUCUCAAUUGAUGGAUAAGCUUGACGAGACAGCUUGCAAGAUUAUAGCUGAUUAUCAAGCUGCUGCCGUUACUCUUUUGACACUAUCAGCUACUCCUGAUGACGAAGACAGUUGUGCAUCGAAUAUAAUUAGAGAGAUUCUGGAGAGCCAAAUGUCUGCUCUCAAAAGUUUGGUUUCGGGUGCCUCACGGUCAUAA
Molecule: messenger RNA, 1530 nt
Organism: Vicia faba (fava bean)
Lineage: Eukaryota; Viridiplantae; Streptophyta; Magnoliopsida; Fabales; Fabaceae
Source: the annotation of a GenBank genome assembly